AUGAGCUCCGAUGGGGAAAUGGCGGUGUUCGGGCCUGCGGCCCAGUUCCUGCGGAAGUCCGAGAAGGAGCGAGCCGAGGCUCAGAACCGGCCGUUCGACAGCAAGACGGCGUGCUUCGUGAGCGACGCCGCGGAUCUUUACGUGAAGGCGGAGAUCCAGAACCGAUCCGAGGGCAGAGUCACCGUGAAGACUGGCGACGAUCUAACGUUAACGGUGAGGGAGGACCAGGUGUUUCCAAUGAAUCCUCCAAAGUUUGAUAAGAUCGAGGACAUGGUGAUGAUGACGCACCUGCAUGAACCGGCCGUCCUGUUCAACCUGAAGGAGCGAUACGCCGCCUGGAUGAUCUACACGUACUCUGGGCUCUUCUGUGUGACCGUCAACCCGUACAAAUGGCUGCCGGUCUACAACCCGGAGGUGGUCCGCGCCUACCGGGGCAAGAAGAGGAUGGAGGUCCCGCCGCACAUCUUCGCCCUCUCUGACAACGCCUACCAGUUCAUGCUCGCCGAUCGGGUCAAUCAGUCCAUCCUCAUCACUGGAGAAUCUGGAGCCGGGAAAACCGUCAACACCAAACGUGUCAUUCAGUACUUUGCAACAAUCGCCGUGGCAACAGACAAGAAAAAGGAGAGCAGCAGCAAAAUGAAGGGGACUCUGGAGGAUCAGAUCAUCCAGGCCAACCCGCUGCUGGAAGCGUUUGGGAACGCCAAGACCGUGAGGAACGACAACUCGUCUCGCUUUGGUAAGUUCAUCCGGAUCCACUUCGGAGCCACUGGGAAGCUUGCGUCGGCAGACAUCGAAACAUAUCUGCUGGAAAAGUCCAGAGUGACGUUUCAGCUGUCAGCUGAGCGCAGUUACCACAUAUUCUAUCAGCUCACAUGCAACCAGAAACCUGAACUCAUCGAUCUGCUUCUGAUCACCACCAACCCGUAUGACUUUGCCUUCAUCAGUCAGGGGGAAAUCAGCGUGAAAAGCAUCAACGAUGCCGAGGAGCUGGUGGCAACGGAUGAAGCCUUUGACAUCCUGGGCUUCCUGCCUGAUGAGAAAGCGUCCGCCUACAAGCUGACCGGCGCCGUUAUGCAUUACGGCAACAUGAAGUUCAAGCAGAAGCAGCGGGAGGAGCAGGCGGAGCCGGACGGCACCGAAGAGGCUGAUAAAGCUGCCUACCUGAUGGGUCUGAACUCUGCCGACCUCCUGAAGAACCUCUGCUAUCCCAGGGUGAAGGUCGGGAAUGAGUUCGUGACCAAAGGUCAAAACGUGCAGCAGGUCUAUAACUCCAUCGGCGCUCUGGCCAAGUCGGUGUAUGAGAAAAUGUUUCUGUGGAUGGUUCUGCGCAUCAACCAGCAGCUCGACACCAAGCAGUCCAGACAGCAUUUCAUCGGCGUCCUCGACAUCGCUGGCUUCGAGAUCUUUGAUUACAACAGCAUGGAGCAGCUGUGCAUAAAUUUCACCAACGAAAAGCUGCAGCAGUUCUUCAACCACCACAUGUUUGUGCUGGAGCAGGAGGAGUAUAAAAAGGAGGGCAUUGAAUGGGAGUUCAUCGACUUUGGGAUGGACCUGGCAGCCUGCAUUGAGCUCAUUGAGAAGCCGAUGGGAAUCUUCUCCAUCCUGGAAGAGGAGUGCAUGUUCCCCAAAUCAUCCGACGCUUCCUUCAAGAACAAACUGUACGACCAACAUCUGGGCAAGAACAGCUGCUUCCUGAAGCCCAAAGCGGUGAAAGGGAAGCCGGAGGCCCACUUCACGCUGGUGCACUACGCCGGGAACGUGGACUACAACAUCAGCGGCUGGCUGGAGAAGAACAAAGACCCGCUCAACGAGUCCGUGGUCCAGCUCUACCAGAAGUCCUCCAACAAGACCCUGUCUAUGCUGUACGCCAGCUUCUCUGGAGCCGAAGAUUCGGCCGCCGGAUCCAAGAAGGGAUCCAAGAAGAAAGGAGCGUCUUUCCAAACUGUGUCCGCUCUGUUCAGGGAGAACCUGGGGAAGCUCAUGACCAACCUGAGAACCACUCAUCCCCACUUUGUGCGCUGCUUGAUACCAAAUGAAACCAAAACGCCAGGUGAGAUGGAGAACCAGAUGGUUAUUCACCAGCUGCGCUGCAACGGCGUCCUGGAAGGAAUUCGCAUCUGCAGGAAAGGAUUCCCAAGCAGGAUCCUGUACGGAGAUUUCAAGCAGAGGUACAGGAUCCUUAAUCCCAGCGCCGUUCCUGAAGGUCAGUUCAUGGAUAACAAAAAGGCUGCAGAGAAGCUGCUGAGCUCCAUCGAUGUGGAUCACACUCAGUACAAGUUUGGACACACCAAGGUGUUCUUCAAAGCCGGGCUGCUGGGCGCCUUGGAGGAGAUGAGAGACGAGCGUUUGGCGCAGGUGGUGAUGUCCGUCCAGGCUCUGUGCCGCCGGUUCCUCGUACGGAUGGAGUAUCAGAAGAUGAUGGCCAGGAAGGAGGCCAUCUACACGCUGCAGUACAACCUGCGCUCCUUCAUGAACGUUAAGCACUGGCCCUGGAUGAAGCUGUACUUCAAGCUGAAGCCUCUUCUGAAAAGCGCCGAGGCCGAGAAGGAGAUGGCGCAGAUGAAAAUCGACUUCACCAAACUGAAGGAGGAUCUGUGCCGAUCGGAGAGCCGCAGGAAGGAGCUGGAGGAGAAAAUGGUGUCAGUGGUGCAAGAGAAGAACGAUCUUCUGCUUCAGGUCCAGGCGGAAGCUGACAACCUGCUGGACGCAGAGGAGCGAUGUGAAGGUCUCAUCAAAAGCAAAAUCCAGCUGGAAGCCAAACUGAAGGAGGCGACGGAGAGGCUGGAGGACGAGGAGGAGGUCAACGCUGAGCUGACGGCCAAGAAGAGGAAACUGGAGGACGAAUGCGCCGAGCUGAAGAGGGACAUGGACGACCUGGAGCUGACCCUGGCCAAGGUGGAGAAGGAGAAACACGCCGUGGAAAACAAGGUGAAAAAUCUGACCGAGGAACUCCAGAGUCAAGACGAAAACAUGUCCAAGCUGUCCAAAGAGAAGAAAGCUCUGCAGGAAGUCCAUCAGCAAGCGCUGGACGAUCUGCAGUCCGAGGAGGAUAAAGUCAAUUCUCUGACCAAAGCCAAAACCAAGCUGGAGCAACAAGUAGACGAUCUGGAAGGUUCUCUGGAGCAAGAGAAGAAGGUCCGAAUGGAUCUGGAGAGAGCCAAGCGGAAGCUGGAGGCAGAUCUGAAACUCGCUCAGGAAUCCAUCAUGGAUCUGGAGAACGAAAAGCAGCAGCUGGACGAGAAGAUGAAAAAAAAAGACUUUGAGUUAUCACAGCUGCAGACGAAGAUAGAAGAUGAGCAAGGAGUCAACGGUCAGCUGCAGCAGAAAAUAAAAGAGCUGCAGGCUCGUAUUGAGGAGCUGGAGGAGGAGAUGGAGGCCGAGCGCUCGGCUCGAGCCAAAGUGGAGAAGCAGCGGUCGGAUCUGUCGAGGGAGCUGAAGGAGACGGCCGAGAGGCUGGAGGAGGCCGCCGGCGCCGCCGCCGCUCAGCUGGAGACCGGCAAGAAGCGAGAGGCCGAGUUCAUCAAGCUGCGGCGCGAUCUGGAGGAGUGUUCGCUGCAGCACGAAGCCACGGCCGCCGCGCUGCGGAAGAAGCAUGCGGACAGCGUGGCCGAGAUGGGAGACCAGCUGGACAACGUCCAGAGAGUCCGGCAGAAACUGGAGAAGGAGAAGAGCGAGCUGCGGCUGGAGGUGGACGACCUGUCCAGCAACAUGGAGACUCUGGCCAAAGCAAAGAUUAAUCUGGAGAAAAUGUGCCAUUCACUGGAAGAUCAACUGAAUGAAGCAAAAAGCAAAGAGGAGGAAAAUCUGAGGCUCAUCAACGAUCUGUCCAGCCAGAAAGCUCGGCUGACGACAGAGCAUGGUGAGAUGUGUCGCCAGCUGGAGGAAAAGGAAUCGUUGAUGUCCCAGCUGACCAGAGCAAAGCUAGGCUUCAUUCAGCAGAUCGAGGAGCUGAAGAGACUUCAUGAGGAAGAGGGGAAGGCGAAGAACGCCCUGGCUCACAGUCUGCUGUCGGCGCGUCACGACUGCGAGCUGCUGAGGGAGCAGUACGAGGAGGAGCAGGAGGCCAAGGCCGAGCUGCACCGCUGCCUGUCCAAGGCCAACAGCGAGGUCGCCCAGUGGAGGAACAAGUACGAGAGCGACGCCAUCCAGCGGACCGAAGAGCUGGAGGAGGCCAAGAAACGCUUAGCGCUGCGCCUGCAGGAUGCAGAGGAAGCAGUGGAGGCCGUCAACUCCAAAUGCUCUUCUCUGGAGAAAACCAAGCAGCGCCUGCAGGGCGAGGUGGAGGACCUGAUGAUGGAGGUGGAGCGGUCCAACGCUGCUGCUGCUGCUCUGGACAAGAAGCAGAGAAACUUUGACAAGGUGCUGGCAGAGUGGAAGCAGAAACAUGAGGAGGGUCAAGCAGAGUUGGAAUCAGCCCUGAAAGAGGUUCGAUCUCUGGGGACGGAGAACUUCAAGAUGAAGAACGCCUUUGAGGAAUGCCUGGAACAGCUGGAGACCCUCAAACGGGAGAAUAAAAACCUGCAGCAGGAAAUAAUGGAUCUGGCAGAGCAGCUGGGGGAGAUGGGAAAAACGCUCCAUGAGCUGGAGAAGUCCAAGAAGCAGGCUGAGCAGGAGAAGAUGGAGGCGCAGGCUGCUGUGGAGGAAGCAGAGGCCUCUCUGGAGCACGAAGAGUCGAAGAUCCUGCGGGUCCAGCUGGAGCUGAACCAGCUGAAGUCGGAGGCAGACAGGAAGAUGGCAGAGAAGGAGGAGGAGCUGGAGCAGCUGAAGAGGAACGGCCAGCGGGCGGCGGACGCCAUGCAGAGCAACAUGGACGCCGUGAUCCGCAGCAGGAACGACGCGCUCAGGCUGAAGAAGAAGAUGGAGGGAGACCUGAACGAGAUGGAGGUCCAGCUGAGCCACGGCACCCGGCUGGCGGCCGAGGCCCAGAGGCAGCUGAGGAACACCCAGGUCCAGGUCAAGGAGCUGCAGAUGCACCUUGACGACUCCCUGAGGAACUCCGAGGACCUGAAGGAGCAGCUGGCCGUGUCAGAGCGCAGCAGCCACCUGCUGCAGGCCGAGCUGGAUGAGGUCCACUCGGCUCUGGAGCAGACGGAGCGGAGCCGCCGGCUGGCCGAGCAGGAGCUGCUGGACGCCAGCGAGAGAGUCCAGCUGCUGCACUCCCAGAACACCAGCCUGCUGAGCAGCCGGAAGAAGCUGGAGGCCGACCUGUCCGCCAUUAAGGCCGAGAUGGACGACGGCGUCCAGGCGGCCAGGAACGCCGAAGAGAGAGCCAAGAAGGCCAUCACCGAUGCGGCCAUGAUGGCGGAGGAGCUGAAGAAAGAGCAGGACACCAGCAGCCACCUGGAGAGGAUGAAGAAGAACCUGGAGGCGACGGUGAAAGACCUGCAGCAGCGCCUCGACGAGGCCGAGAGCCUGGCCAUGAAAGGAGGGAAGAAGCAACUCCAGAAGCUGGAAGCAAGGGUGAGAGAGCUGGAGAACGAGCUGGAAGCAGAGCAACGACACGGGUCCGAUUCUGCUAAGGCGCUUCGCAAGCUGGAGCGCAGGAUCAAGGAGCUCACAUACCAGUCUGAGGAGGACAGGAAGAACGUGACGAGGCUGCAGGAACUGGUGGACAAACUGCAGCUGAAGGUCAAAGCCUACAAGCGGCAGGCUGAGGAGGCGGAAGAGCAAGCUAACAGCCAUCUGAGCAAACUGAGGAAGGUUCAGCAUGAGUUGGAGGAGGCUGGAGAGCGGGCAGACAUCGCCGAGUCUCAGGUCAAUAAAAUGAGAGCCAAAAGUCGCGACUUGGCCAAGCCAAAAGACAGCGGCGAGUAGUCAUCACUGGUUGCCACGACGACAGCAAAACCUGAGUUAGUUUGCAACAUACUCUUAACCAAAGCUGCUUCACUUUAAAUUAAAGUCACUUUGUGCAAAAUUUCAUCUCAUGAUGCAUAACUUCAGACUUUAGAAUAAUAAGAGGAUUAUUUUCUUCACGCUGCUGCAGAGGUGGUUUUCUACCACCAGAGGGCGACAGCGCUGUGGCUUUACACAUCCUGACUUAAAUAAAAAGUGGAGCAGUUAUCUUCAGGAAGUGAUUGUGUGUGGUAUAGCUGUUGUAUGUUGCUUUAAACGUAAUAAAGUAAACAUGUAAAAAUUUAAUAUUCUUUUUCAUUUUAUAUUAGGACACAGAAAAAUCUUAAUGGAAAAAAUGUACAGUUAUUGUCUAACCAGUUGCAUUCGUCCUGCAGAGACAUCUGUUAGAAAACUUUUGUGUUAAUACAUUAAAAUGAACCGAUACAUUUUUGGAAAAGUGACAUGCAGUAAUCAAAGUAUUUAAUCCAACAGGAUGUCAGGAUUUGGAGAUUGACAGUUUAUUUUUUAUGAGUUAUUUUUCAUAUGUUUAGAGUCUAUUUAAAAAAAAUAUCAAAGGUUUACAGUUUCAUAGCUGUAAAGUAAUUUUUAAAUCUAACAUUCUGUUUAUGUUCAUAAAUGCAUCAUAAAUUUACAUUUUAACCCAUUAGAAAAAAGUUUUUUAGGUAAGUUUAUUGUACAUCAAAUUUAGAACCGUAAAUGAAGCAUUAAUAAAACAAAAAUUUAAAAAGGCAAUAAAAACUGAUAACAUGAAUGUUUCUCUAGAUGUUUUGAAAAGCAGCUACAGUCUGAAAAUUCAAAACACAUGAACUUUAUUGUUGAGAGUAACGUAAAACAAGACGUGUCACAGGUUGCCAUGGUGAUUCCCGCCUUUUCGGGAAGCUAAAAUGUGACAUACUGGGCCAAAAUUCACAAAACUUUGGAAACUAAUUCUGUAAAAACCAAAAACGGAAUCAAACUAAAAAAAUUCAACCAAGCAAAGUCAGAAUUUCUCAGUCCA
Molecule: messenger RNA, 6850 nt
Organism: Xiphophorus couchianus (Monterrey platyfish)
Lineage: Eukaryota; Metazoa; Chordata; Actinopteri; Cyprinodontiformes; Poeciliidae
Product: myosin-4-like
Exons: 39
Coding region: 1-5814 (1937 amino acids)
Cellular component (GO): myosin II complex; myosin filament; cytoplasm
Molecular function (GO): actin filament binding; microfilament motor activity; ATP binding
Source: RefSeq, a predicted model, not a curated record